Vitrella brassicaformis is the source of this 5666-nucleotide messenger RNA. NCBI's taxonomy places the organism in Eukaryota, Vitrellaceae. The record is from the annotation of a GenBank genome assembly.
GGGGAAGGAGGCACGCGAGGAGGAAAGAAGUCGACGGACGAACAGGAACACUCUCCCCGAAGAUCUUCGCCUCCUCGCUGCUAGGUCUUCCUACUGCUCUGCGACAUCUCCUACUGCUGUUGUCGCCGGUCCGUCAAGAGCGCAGAAGUGUCUUGGUGACGUGUAAGUCAGCUCAAUCAGCGUACCGACCCGCACAUCUGUUCGUGGGCGGAGGAGAGGUCUCUGUGGUGUCAUGCCGCCCAGCGACUGUGCGGUUGUGCCGAAGGAGGCCUUCAACAAGUGCAAUGCCCUCAUCACCGAGUGAGCCACACACGCACCGCAAACUGACACGACGAGAGAGGCGUCAAAACGCUCGGCGUGUUCUACUGUGUUAACAAUACAGGGCGAUGCAGUGUUCGGGUAAGCUGCUGGACGUGAUAGGCCAAGUGAGCCGUGAGUUCACCCCGCUGCUGGGCCACUUCACCGACAUAACCAACGAGUAUGCGGCGCAGCAAGCCAAGCUGCGGCAGAUACAGGGGGUCUUCAUGGACGACUGCCGCUCACCGAGGGUGGGCGACAAACGGCGGCGUGUGACGGGGCCGGACAGGGACGACCACACAUCUCGUGACGGCGCCGACAAGACUCAGGUGAGAGGAAGAGCUUAAGGCCUGAGCACCAGUGCCUUCCUUGCCUUGCAUCUCGUGGCAUUCGCUUCUGUCCUCUGUGUUAGGGCACUGGUCACUCGUCGGUGUUCGGACCGUCGGUGGCCACCGCGCCAUCCGUGACGGCACCCGCCAUCCACCCCGCCCCCAUGGCCAUGGACACCCAGCCCGGUGGACCCACACCGGCUACCACAAGCACCAGCAGCAGCACGAGCAGCGCCCCGCCCAGGUCGGCUGGCAAGGUCAAAAGCGAGGACAAGUCGCCCCAGAGUGCGUCGAGCGGCCAGCCCAUCAAGCAGGACGACCCCCAGCCCCCCUCAUCGCCCCACGCGCCGCGACAGGCCAAGGCCAAGGCCGACCACACAGCUGGCGUCAAGAAAGAGGACGCCAAGAAGAAAAAGAAGCGCGUCAAAGGCGACAAGGACAAGGACAGAGCGGCCGCUGGUGGGACACGCACCAGCAGCGGCAAUGGCAAUGGUGGGACAGCCAAGCCUGGGACGCAACAGCAGCAGGACAGUGACGAUGAUGUCCUCCCGCGGUCGACCAAGAGGGGUGGCUCAGGAAGGCGGGGAGCGCGGGCUGCCAGCAAGAGGGACAAGGACGUGACAGACGAGGAGGGAGAGGGCGACGACACAUGCGUCAAGGGCGAGAAUGGCGCCGACGCAUCAUGUGUCAAGAGGGACAAGGCGGAGGGUGGUGAGGCGCCUGCCGUCAAGGAGGAGCCCACAGCGGCAGACAUCGGCAACGAGGGCAAGGGCAGCCCAUCUGUGGCCGUGACGGUGACACCUCCCCCCGCCCCAUGGAGCGAGGCAGCCGUCUUGGAGCAGAUGGGCACAUACAGGGAGCGACUCACCCAACUGCAUGGCGCUGAGGUAGGGACCUACACCAGCCAUACACACGAACACACACAUCCAUCCAUACGCUCGCCGUUGUUUGUCAGUCGUACAACGAGUGUCUGUCGGUGUUGGGCGAGGUGGAAUCUCUGUGUGGCCGCACCGACACGAACCUGCUCAUCAGUCCCCUGCAGACGUCCAACCUGGGACCCACGCUCGGCAAACACCUCAAGAAAUCGCCAAACCCACAGGUGCGUACGCAUGGCAACAGGACAUUCUCGCGCCCGCAGCCAUAUGUCGUGUGAUGCCGUGGUCUGUCUGUCUGUCAGGUUGCGAGUCGUGCAGCGUCGAUCGUCAAGGCCCUGAAGGAGCGCAUCACAGCUAUCCAGACCAUCCAGACGGCACCGGCACCCCCCGCGCCAUCUAAGCCGCCGCCCACCCCGUCGACGCCGGCCAUGUCGACCCCGUCCACACACGCAUUCACACCCUCCCCGCCCUACCCACUGCCCCCACCCACACCCAUGCAGACACGCGGCAAUGCAUGACAUGACAUGACAUGAAUGAUCCAUCCAUUGAUGAGUGACACUAACCAAGACAGAUAUGUAUGUACACAUACACACACGGAUGGAUGCAUGGGUGGGUUUUUCUUUGGUGAUGGCUGGCAUGGCAUGUGUAUGGGGGUGCGGUGCAGUGCAUCUGUGGUGCGUGUGUGUGAUGUGUCUAGCAGGGAGGGAACGGCCACCAGUUCUGUACCUUCUCUCUGUCUGUGUGUCUUGUUUGUUUGUUUGUUUCUUUGUUUGAUGGGGUUGAUUUCGGUUUUUUACGCCCGUGCUGCUGUGUCGUGGAUGGUGGAUGGAUGGAUGGCCUGAUUGACAGGACAAAGAGGGAAAGGGCCGACUGCUUGGCUUCCAUGCGUGAGAGGGGCGACCCGAUCCGACAUGCACGGCCACCCCAUUUUUGCCCCUCCCUCGCCCUUCUUUUCCUUCGUCCCUUCCCCUGUGUGCGUGUGUGUUGCGUUGCAUUUGAAUGCCACUUGGUGUUCGCUUGCGUGCGCGGCGGCACGCACUCGCCGAUACACCGACUUACUCAAUGGCUCCCUCCCUCCCUCCCUUUAUCAGUGGCAAAGCUGCUGGGGGCUGACAUGACACCGUAUGUAUGUAUAUACACAACACAGACACACACAUACAUUACAUGCAAGCCACACGUACAGACAUACGGAAACGAUACUUACACACACAUGCCAUGCAAUGCAUACCAUGCAAAGCCCCCGGAUCGAGCCAUAUGAGUCGGUCUCUCUGUCUGUCUGUCUGUCUGUUGCAUGGAUGCAUCGUGGGCACAGCUAGUGGUUUUUGCAUUCAUGGAUGGAUGGAUGGAUGCCCCUUUCUCUCCUCGUGUCGGCAGUGCGUGUGGAGCAGUGAGGCUUUCUUGACUCGUUGGGUGCGUACGACAGCAGCGGUCAUCUCAACACGUGGCCGCUGCUUGCGUGCGCGGCAAAGGAGGCAAGAGUCUGUCACUGGCCACUGGUUUGCCUGGCCACGUGUGUUUGUGGCUGUUUGUGUUUUGAUGCUGUGAAAUCCUUUUCCCGGAAUUGUUGUGUAUCGAUCGCACGCAGCCCAGGCCAAACAGGGGCAAACAGUUUUCCUUCUAGCGCGCCUAUCAUUGUGUAUAAUCUUGCUUUCUCUGGCCACAUGGCCGCCGCACACCAUCACACACACGUCCAUCCCCACAUGGUCUUUGUUGAUCGAGCCAAUCUAUGUGUGUGUGUGUGUGUGUGGAUGCCUCUUGCUUGCUGCUGCUGCUGCUGCUGCCAUGCGUGUACUGUACAGGUGGGCAGAGAAAGGAAGAAGGACGGGCACACAGACAGACAGACACUACGAGAGAGGCGUACGGUAGGUGCUGCUUCGACUCCUCAGGCACCCACAUGUGUGCAAGAGGGAGAAGUCUUGCGGACACACACACAUGACGUGGCGGCCUUUUCUGCCCGGCUCCUGUACAGUCAGCGGCCUUCAUGGGCGACACAGCAUGACUGACUGACUGACUGACAGACAGACAGGUGCCAUACCAUCACAGACACACACACUCACACACACACACACGCGCGACAGACAGAAGGCCAGCCAUAUACAUGAGGGCCACAGACAGAAUUAGUCGGCCCACUUGAUUCACUGACUGACUCUCUCUCUCUCUCUCUGUGGACGGGUGCAUGUCGACGGCAAGUGUCGAUUUUGGCCUGCUCGUUUGUGCCUGCCUGCCUGCCUGUGUCUGUGUGCCUUCCUUGGUCCCUCCCCCUCCCCUCCCCUCCCCCUGUUUCUCGCUCUUGAGGAGUGGGUGCGUGGCUGCACCCUGUCACCAUCGACCGACUGUGUGGAUAAAGGGCUGGUUUGGUGAAGCGGGAGGCGUGCGAGCGCCUGUCUGUCUGGCUGUCUGUCUGUCGAUACCAUGCCCUGGCUCCUGCACGUAAUCCUCUGAGUGUGUGUGUGUGUGUGUGUGAGCCUGCCUGCCUGCCUGCCUGGUCGUGAGUGGGCGAAUGAGUCAGUGAAUUCGGUGUGUGCGCCUGCGUCCGUAUGUGUGUAUGUAUGUGCCGCACUUGAAGGAUAGCUACUAGCAGCUGCCUCCUCUCCUUCUUUCUGCACACGAACCGGUCGGGCCACACAGAGAAGGCCGCCAUGCCAUGCCAUGCACACGUACGACAUACGGACAUACAGACAGACAAGAGAUGAGCGUUUUAUUCGUGGGAGGAGCGAGAUGCGGGGGUGGUUCCGCCGUCUGGUGAGUGUGCUCACGCGGGCUCAGGGCUUUGCUGCUACGCCCCUGUAUGCAGCAAAGCACUGAGAAAGCGCCAGUACACUCACCAGACGGCGAGGACACAAGCGCCUUCAAUCACUGGAGGCAUUGCGGCGGCUAAAGAGUACAGCGAGUGGGUUACAUUUUUUGACGUACGUCACCAGCGUGACCGUGAUUUGCCACACACACACACACGACUGGCCCAACACUGACUGACAUGGCCACCAAUCCGCCCUCCUGUUGCCUACACCUCUCUCUCUCUCUCUCUCUCUGCCUCUCGGCAAUGGCUGCCGUCAUUUUUACUCCUCUCUCUCUCCCUGGCUCCUCUCCACACACAGGUGUAUGUAUGCGUGUGUGUGGCUGUCUGUCUGUCUGUCUGUGUAUGUGUCUGUAAGUAUUAAUGCAAUGCAUGUCUAUCUAAGCCAACUCACUCCAUCUAUAAUUCUCUGACUGACUGAGGCAUUAUUGCAUUUUUGGGGUGAUCGAUCUUUCUAGUUGUGUGUAUGCAUGUACAUGUCUGUCAUGAUGGCUGCCUGUCUCUCUGGCCAUCCGCCAUCCUUUGUGCCUGCCUGACUGUAUGUGUGUGUGUGUACGUGUGUGUGUAUACUCUCAUACCUUGUAUAUACUAGUUCAGUCAUGUUUGCUGCAGACAGACAGAGAGGGGGGAAGGGAGGGAGGGAGGGAGGGAAGGAGGGUCUGUCUGCAUGCCUACAUCCCAAACAUGUGAGUGGCUUUCUGCAAGCAGCCUGUCACUCACUCACUCAUGUGCCCACUUCACACACGACGGUCGGGCGACCGACCCACUGACCCCUAGAUGACAGUGCAUAUAUGGCCGGCCUUUUACGUCCGUAUUGACUGACUGACUGACGGAUUGAUCGAUCGCACGGGAGCGAUGCACGAUAGACAGACGGUCUGUACGCCAUUUAUUGGAGAGAGAUGCAUAUAUGCAUGACACACACCUGCAUUUGUCCAUGCAUUCCGAAAGCAACGACAGGGUGGUGGGUUUGUUGACGCGGCGGAUGCGUCCGUCCGUCCGUCCGUCCAAGCAAUGACAUUCAUUCAUUCAUUACUCAUGCCGCUCGCUCGUGCCUUUAGCUAUCGCUGGUUUUUUGUACCGCAAUGCAUUAAUGCCAUUCCAUGACUCCUAUCUCGGCGGCCAGAUCGACUGGCCGCUCGUGGGUGUGCCCACGAGUCGAUCAGUCAGAGACCUGCAAUGCCAUGCAUGAGUGUGUGUAUCUACCGAUGCGGCCACGACUGGAUAUUAUCCGUGUGCUGUGCAUGUGUUAUCUCAUGUGACGUGCAAUGCAAUCGUGUGUGUUUUAUCAGUGAUGGAUGGAUGGAUGGAUCUGGGUGAGUGGACAUCCGCCAUACACCAGCUGACCACUGUCUGUCUAAGGCUUUGCCGGAC